GUCAUUAGGAAUGGUAUAAAUAAGGGUGUAGUUUCCGACCGGAGCCCCUUUAAUGACGGACCAACCUCAGAAACUAGGCCACCACCAAGCACACACAAAGAACAUGUUACAGGUAAAAUCCAAAAACUUGGCUAGAAUGUCCAGCCAGGUGGUCUCAGUUGACAACGCUACAGUCGUCAUCCAAAUAAAUCCACAAAUAGGCCAAGAAAGUGCUGAAGGACAAGAUAAGAGAGGAACUUAUUACAAUGCACCCCUCCAAAGGUUUCUUAAAGUACAACCAAAGUCACUUGGGAUUGUGCAGAUUAUGAUUGGAGUAGUGACCCUGCUGACUGGUAUUGUGCUCACCAUGAAUGCCCGAAAUUUCAUUUUAACUGUCUUCAGUGGCAUACAUUUCUGGGGAUCCUUCAUUUACAUCAGUGCUGGUUCUCUGUCUGUUGCCGCAGAAUAUAAACUUCAUUCAUGUGUGGUAAAAGCUUCGCUUGGAAUGAAUGUGGUCAGUGCCAUAACCGCAGGUGUAGCUAUUAUUCUGAUGUCCAUACAACUGCCACUUUUUACAUAUUGUGGAUAUUACGGAGAAUAUAAUAUGUAUUCAUGUUCAUAUCAGGUUUUAGGUCAUGGGAUCGUUGGAAUAUUGCUGGUGUUCUCCGUCCUUCAGUUCAUCCUCUCCAUCUGCAUCUCGAGUUUUGCCUGCAAAGCCACCUGUGAUACAAACUAUUCAGUGGCCAACGUUUCAUUACACUAGAGGGUUCCAGAGAAAGAAACAUCUCCACUUAACAUGCAGCAACCACCAAGGGGAAAUUGAAAGAAUGGAAAGAAAAUUCUUAAGAUCAAAUAAAAAAAAUGGAGGCCUUUUCUAAAGAUUUAUAAAAAAUAAAUUGUCUUUAUGGCA
Messenger RNA from Misgurnus anguillicaudatus (oriental weatherfish), 889 nucleotides. Lineage: Eukaryota; Metazoa; Chordata; Actinopteri; Cypriniformes; Cobitidae. The record is from RefSeq and is a predicted model, not a curated record.